Molecule: messenger RNA, 3813 nt
Organism: Acanthaster planci (crown-of-thorns starfish)
Lineage: Eukaryota; Metazoa; Echinodermata; Asteroidea; Valvatida; Acanthasteridae
Biological process (GO): S-methylmethionine cycle
Molecular function (GO): zinc ion binding; S-adenosylmethionine-homocysteine S-methyltransferase activity
Source: RefSeq, a predicted model, not a curated record
CAUGGUGAAACGUACGCACGUGGUGCCGUGCGGGGAGCCUGAGAUCGAGAGAGCGCUCUGCAUAAUUCAUGUUUCAAAUGACCCGGGAGCCUGAAUGAUGAAGUUCAUUAUCAUAGACAUCUCCGGACAAGUUAAUGCCGGCCUUGGAGAUCCAGCAACAGUUCUGACAGUUGGCAGUUAUCAGCAGUUUCCCAGGUCACGAGUUCAUAUUUCGAAGUUUGAAACUUUUCACAGGCAGUGCUGCUAUUUUAAGGGUCGGGAUAGAGUUAUAAGCAGUGACAUCCAGAGAACAAUGAGCGUCAAAGUUCUAGACGGGGGAUUGGGAACUGAGCUGGAAUACACGGGUGUUGUUAGCAUUGAAGAUGAACUGUGGAGUGCCCGGCCUUUAAUAACUGGUCCACACUUGAUCAAGAAUGUGCAUAAGAGUUUCCUGGAAAGUGGUGCAGACAUCCUUACAACUGCUACAUACCAAGCAAGUAUUCAGGGCUUCGACGAGUCUAUCAGCCUGUCAAGAGAGGGCGCCCUUGAGUUGUUUGCCCUGGCAACAAGAAUCGCUGUGGAGGCUGUGGAAGAGUUCUGGGCUGAGAACAAGGACAAAGACCCAGGGAGACAGAAACCAGUUGUUGCCGGGUCCCUGGGCCCAUACGGUGCCAGCCAACACAACUUCUCGGAAUACAGCGGUGUGUACGCAGACACGAAAACAAAAGAGGAACUGAAGGAAUGGCACAGGCCACAUCUGGAGGCUUUGGUGAGGUCUGGUGUGGAGCUCAUCGCCAUAGAGACCAUCCCAUGCCAAAUUGAGGCUGAAGCUCUCGUGGAGCUACUCAAAGAGUUUCCUGACACCAAAGCCUGGCUCAGUUACUCUGUAAAGGACAACCAGUAUAUUUGGCACGGUGAGACAUUUGUUGAUGGUGUCAGGGCAGUGGUUGAUUCCGAGCAGAUAGUCGCCGUAGGCUGCAACUGUUGCAACCCAAGCAACGUGGCCUCACUCCUAGAGAGAGCCAAGAGUGUUGUUGGGGACAAGCCGUUUGUCGUCUACCCGGACAAAAGGAAGGAGUUCUUUGACGGCAGGAAACUUGGGGAAUACCAAGUGCCUGACUUAGAGAGGCUGGUGACCAGCUGGAUUGAGCUGGGAGCACGCUACGUUGGGGGCUGCUGUCACACCAGGCCAGAAGAUGUACGUAAAAUUGCAGAAGUUGUCAGGAAGUACAACUCGUCACACUAGAUUGUAAAACUUCAUCACUUGUAAGAAACACCCUCUAGCUAUUUGGGCAUACUUUAAGGGCGUUUGCAUUGCUUGGGAGACUGUUUAGCUUUCCUUCGUUUCACAUUGAGCAGGUUAAAUUUCUGCAGAAGACAAGUCACUGCAAGUGGACAAUUCUGUGAUUAGCUAAUAGAUCAUAGGCUGACACGCCGAAGUAGUGACUGUAUCUGGAUGGCUUUUGGCCUUGUAUUCACUCAAAAGGAUUUAAUUAAUGCUAUGGUGAAUCCAGAAUGUAGCCUUGCAGUGACUCUGGUGAUCUUGCUGACAGUGGUGUGCCGCUGAAUCCCUUUGAAGUGGUUCCCCGUAAAGAACCGUUUCGAAAGUGGAAAGAAUUCCUCGGUAUUGAAGAACAAUCACCCCCAAGGACCAGAGAUUCAGAGAUGGGAGUCACUCCAUAGAGCUGGAUAUAGUUACUAAAGCAUUAGUAAAGCUGGGUAGAACAAAUACUGCAGGGAUUUUUUGUUAAAAACCAUGGAUGUGCUCAAUAAAUGAGCUUUUUCUUUCAUCACUGUCAACAAGGAAGCUGGUUCAUAUAUGCGCUGCAGAUGAAUUUGCUGAGACUUUGCAGCAUACUACUGAUUGAAUACGCAAACGUGUUAUUCGCAUGUGCUUUGCUUAGACAUUGCAUUUACUUAGCGUAGAAAUUCAGAAUUUGUUUAUGUUCUCCAAACACAUGCAAGCAUGAAUUUAAAAUGUCUAUACUCUGGAUGACUUCCUUCACUCAAAAUGAGUUACUGCUGUAGUCAUUUCAUAUAACUUCACAACUCAGUCCAAAAAGUAGGAUUGACACACUUGUCUUUAGAAACUGGGGCCACUGUCAUGGAAACCCGUGAGUCUCUAGCUCUAACACCUGACCUUAAACAAAGACACUUGUGACACGCUACAUACUAAUGACACCCAUUGUUUACCUGUACAUGAUCUAUCGAGCUUUCACAUGAAAGUGCUCAGGGAAAAAAGGGGCGACGUCAUUAUGUCUUUUGGAAGUCAUGGGUAUUGACAUGACUGGACAUUUGUGUUUGUCAACACAUCGUUAUUGUCUUAUUUUACUCCGCUAAUGAACCCACAUUGUGCAAUUUAGUUUGCAGCUGAAAUAAUCCAAGGGAUUUUGUUCUUGUCCUGUGUAUGACCACAACACGUGGUCAAUCUGUUGUGUUUGUGUGAUUCAUCUCUCAUCACAGCAGAUCUAUGAAUAGAAAUGACCCCUUGAUGUGUUUAUACAGAUGUCUGACAUGUUUCAAGUAUUUUUAUGUAGUUGUAAUAGGAAUUACAUUGAAAAAUGAACAAGAGAGAUUCACCUUCUGUUUGCUUAUAACAGUUUUAUUACACAUAAUAGCCCAGACCUUUCUCAGCCUUUAUCGUCAUUUUCCCAUCAGAAAAAAAGGUUUAAAAAGAGUUAAAUAUAUUCCUAUUUUUAAAUGUUGAGUUCUUGAGAAUAUUGCAAAUUUGAACUGGCAAUUAAGCAACAAAUACAUAUCAGUGGAGAAGAAAAAGUGUUGACUCAUUCAAUCAUUUCAAUCAAAAGCAUUCCAGUAUUGAAAUGCUCGCUCUGUUCUUUUUGAAAAAUGUCUCUUGACUUCAUUCAUGCAAACUAUUCUACAUGCAGGGGUGUGAGUGGCCACUUGAAAUAAAAGCUGAAAACAGCAAAAAGUUUCCCCAUUACUGAUAAUACAAGGUAACCAUUAUAACAAGGUAAUGAAGGACCUUGCUAUAAUAGUGUUCCACUACUGUUGAAAUGGUUGUAACAGCAGCUGAAUCUUUUGGCAAUAAAUACUGAAAUUCAUAGUGGCAAUAUUGGUUUAUAGGAAAAUUUGCCGGCCAAUGAAGAAAAAACUCUUUUUAACAAAUCAUGCAAUAUUAAUGAUUAAACAUGUAACUUCGUUAAUGCUACUUUUUGUCCCUCGUUAUCUUCAAAAACAUACAAAACAUACACGUGUGUAAAAGCUUUUAAUGAACCGAAGAAUGACAACGGGCAGUUACCUUGUUUACACUUGUUUAUAACAAAAAGAAUACUUUAUUAAUUUACAGGAUUAUUUUAACAGUGGCCAGGUAUUUCAGUGCGAGUACAAGCAUAAUUCACCUAAAUUAUGAAUAAACCUCGAUGGACGCAGUAAUUAUGCCUACAUGUAUGGCCUUGUUUGUGCAUGUUCUCAACUUUGCUGAAUACAGUGUAGCUGUUGUCAAAGCAUCUUUCUGAAUGCUCUUUAAAUAAACUUUAAAAAAUUUAUAUUUCCAAUCUGCAGCAUAUUUAGAGGAUUCAGGAUUUCAAUCCUGAAUUUGAGACCUUUAUAUCUUAAGUUUAAACAAAUCUGGACUUUUUGCCCUCGUGGAGAAAUCACAGUGGCUGCUUAGAGUGGGUGAGAUUUGGGGGGGGUGGAUUGAGGCUGUUUUGUUGAAUAAACUCACAGUCAAGGGCUCCAUCACAAGACAAAGACAAUAGUUGGUACACACUGAUUCGCCAGAAGUUAAAGUUCCACCAACAAUGCUCUGCACUCCUCACAAAGUGCCACUUCAGUGAGCUGAGAAUCAUCAGGGGCAAGGGAGCGCUAGUU